AUGAUAGUCCCUUUACUGAACCUUCUCCUUACUUCGAGCUCUUUCAUACGUCCUCUGCUUGCUCAGGCUUCGUCGGCCUCAGUUUCCCUUGCCGCUACUGCUACCUCGUCCUCCCCUUUCACUUUGCAUACGUUGAGCGCGGAGAACAUCACUGCGACCUUCAUUCCAUACGGAGCGCGUCUCACGUCUUUACUGGUACCCGAUAGGUCCGGAGCAGACCAAGAUAUUGCUGUAGGCUACGAUGAUCCAGCUCAAUACGCUGUAGAUUCAGCGACCAACCAUACGUACUUCGGGACUAUCGUCGGGCGCUAUGGCAACCGCAUCAGGAAUGGCACCUUUGCGCUUGAUGGGGAGACGUUCGACAUUCCAACGAACGAGCACGAUGGAGCAAAUACCCUCCAUGGAGGCCUCAUAGGCUACGACCAGCGCAAUUGGACCGUGACAUCGCAGUCGGACACCAGCAUCACGUUUACUCUUCUGGAUAGUGCCUUUGAAGGAUUUCCGGGUUCUGUCAUCACACAUGCAACCUACACAGUCAGCUCGGCGGUUUCAGGCGCACUUGGAGAAAGAAACCCUCGCCUGACCGUGACAACUGUGUCCGUUGCACUAGACGAGGCCACACCCAUUAUGCUUGUUCCCCAUUUCUACUGGAACCUGGGCGCUUUCACCACGCCGACGAUCUUAGACGACCAAACCUUGUGGAUGCCAUACUCGGACCGGUACGUUGAGGUUGACAGCAUUCUGGUUCCGACAGGCGCGUUAGGUACCGUUGCUGCAAGGUCAGUACUCGACUUCACUUCACCAAAGACAGUCGGCCGAGACCUAGCAAGCGCCCCCGGCCUCUGCGGCGAGGGCUGCACCGGCUACGACAACACAUUCAUCCUCGAUCGUCCUCGGGGCACCGGUGCUGAGGCCGCAAGCUUUCCCAUACUAUCGUUGUGGUCAAUGACAACUGGAAUCAGGAUGGACGUGUCCACCAACCAGCAAGGUCUACAGAUCUAUAGCUGCAACGGCCAGAACGGGACUAUCCCUGUCAAGCAAAGUCAAGUGCAGAGGAAUACGCAUGUUUAUGGAGGGGGCACGAAGUUUGUGGAGCGGCAUGGCUGUCUGGUCGUGGAAACCCAGGGCUGGAUCGAUGCCAUUAAUCAUCCCGAAUGGGGGAAUAGCGAAUACUGGAUCUACUCGCCGGAGACUGGACCUGCUGUCAAUUAUGCAACCUAUGAUUUCUCCGUCAUCUGA
Endocarpon pusillum Z07020 is the source of this 1239-nucleotide messenger RNA. RefSeq lists its product as uncharacterized. Gene Ontology annotation, molecular function: carbohydrate binding; aldose 1-epimerase activity. Gene Ontology annotation, biological process: beta-D-galactose catabolic process via UDP-galactose, Leloir pathway; glucose metabolic process. The record is from RefSeq and is a predicted model, not a curated record. The transcript has a single exon. NCBI's taxonomy places the organism in Eukaryota, Fungi, Ascomycota, Eurotiomycetes, Verrucariales, Verrucariaceae. The coding region runs from base 1 to 1239 and encodes 412 amino acids.